This is a messenger RNA of Cynocephalus volans (Philippine flying lemur), 7509 nucleotides long. RefSeq names its product synemin (gene SYNM). The transcript has 4 exons. Lineage: Eukaryota; Metazoa; Chordata; Mammalia; Dermoptera; Cynocephalidae. Gene Ontology annotation, cellular component: sarcolemma; costamere; intermediate filament. The coding region runs from base 105 to 4817 and encodes 1570 amino acids. The record is from RefSeq and is a predicted model, not a curated record. Gene Ontology annotation, biological process: fast-twitch skeletal muscle fiber contraction; intermediate filament cytoskeleton organization. Gene Ontology annotation, molecular function: vinculin binding; structural constituent of muscle; intermediate filament binding.
CCGGGGCAGCGGCGGGGUCGGGGUGGUGCGGUGGUGCGGCGGUAGGGACAAGACCAGGGCAGGAGGGAACCGAUCGGCCGGGAGAGCCCCACACACCCAGCAAGAUGCUGUCCUGGCGCCUGCAGACGGGCCCGGAGAAGGCCGAGCUGCAGGAGCUCAACGCCCGGCUCUACGACUACGUGUGCCGGGUGCGGGAGCUGGAGCGUGAGAAUCUGCUCCUGGAGGAGGAGCUGCGCGGCCGGCGCGGGCAGGAGGGUCUGUGGGCCGAGGAGCAGGCCCGCUUCGCCGAGGAGGCGCGCAGCUUGCGGCAGCAGCUGGACGAGCUGAGCUGGGCCACGGCUCUGGCCGAGGGCGAGCGCGACGCGCUGCGGCGGGAGCUGCGGGAGCUGCAGCAGCUGGGCGCGGAAGAGCGCGCCGCCCGCGGCCGGCUGGACGCCGAGCUGGGCGCGGAGCGGCGCGAGCUGCAGGAAGCUCUAGGCGCGCACGCCGCCCUCGAGGCGCUGCUGGGCCGGCUACAGGCGGAGCGCCAUGGCCUCGAGGAGGCCCACGAGCGCGACGUGCGGGAGCUGCGCGCGCGCGCCGCCGGCCCGACCCUGCACUACCGCGCCCGGGCCGCCGGCCUCGCCGCGCCCCCGCCGCGCCUGCGGGAGGUGCAUGACGGCUACGCGCUGCUGGUGGCCGAGUCGUGGCGGGAGACCGUGCAGCUAUACGAGGACGAGGUGUGCCAGCUGGAGGAGGCGCUGCGGCGGGGCCAGGAGAGCCGGCUCGAGGCCGAGGAGGAGUCGCGGCUGUGCGCGCAGGAGGCGGAGGCCCUGCGGCGUGAGGCGAUCGAGCUGGAGCAGCUGCGCGCGCGGCUGGAGGACGAGCUGUUGCGGAUGCGCGAGGAGUACGCGCUGCAGGCCGAGGAGCGGCAGCGAGUGAUUGACUGCCUGGAGGAUGAGAAGGCGGCCCUCACCUUGGCCAUGGCUGACCGGCUGCGGGACUAUCAGGAGCUUGUGCAGGUGAAGACUGGCCUCAGCCUGGAAGUGGCAACCUAUCGGGCCUUACUGGAAGGAGAAAGUAACCCGGAGAUACUGAUCUGGACUGAGUACAUUGAGAACAUGCCACAAGAGCUCAGAAACAUAUCCUGUCAAUAUACCGACUCAGUAUUACAGAGGAAAAAUGAAAGAAAUCUAUUUCUGAGGCAGAAAGCACCUUUGGCGAGUGUAAAUCACAGCUCGGCACUGUACUCUAACCUGUCGGGGCACCUUGGGUCUCGGAGACCCACGUCUACCGGAAGUGCUACUGCGAGAGGCUUCCUGGGCUCAGGAUAUUCUUCCUUGGCCACAACCCAGCAGGAAAACUCUUACGAAAAAACUGUCAGCAGGGAAGCCAGUUUCAGAACUUUCUCUCCAACUUAUGGCUUUUCAAGAAAUACUGAAGCUCAAGUGAAAACAUUCCCCGAUAGACCAAAUACUGAAGGUACAAGGGGUGUACCCACUUAUUUAGCCAAAGAUUCCACAGUUGCCCACGGGUCAUCCCGAGAACGCCGCGACAAUGUGGUGGCAGGUGCUUCUGAGAGCACUUGGUCAGAUGAGAGGACUGUCAUUGUGGAAAAGAAAACAGAAGCAAAAGCCACAAGAGAGCAAGAAAGAAACAGGACAGGAACCAUCAGAACGAAGCACGAAGAGAAAAUGUUCGAUUCUAAAGAGAAGGCUUCAGAGGAAAGAAACUUGCGGUGGGAGGAGCUGACAAAGUUGGACAAGGAAGCGAGAGCGAGAGAAAGCCAGCAGAUGAGGGACAAGGCCAAAGGGACGGAGUCGGCGAAGGAGGAAAGUGUAAGAGAAAGGGACAUACCAAUUAGUCUAGAACUAUCCCAGGACAGCAGAGCGGAGGUGACCCCAAAAGGUUCACAGACGCCCGCUGGGAAGGAUGCUGGUGGGGGUGCGGGGGGAGAGGCGGGAACAAGAGAGGCGGGGUUCAGGCUGAGCGCCAGUGACACGGCCAGCUCUCUACAGGGCGAUUCCAUGACAGAAACCAUAGCAGAAAACAUUGUCACCAGCAUCCUUAAGCAGUUUACCGAGUCUCCUGAUAUGGAAGCAUCUCCUAAUUCUUUUCCUGACACAAAAGUCACUUACGUGGACAGGAAGGAGCUUCCUGGUGACAGGAAAACAAAGACUGAAAUCGUCGUGGAGUCCAAGCUGACAGAAGAUGUCGACAUUUCAGGUGAAGCUGGCCUGGACUACCUUUUAAGCAAGGAUGUUAAGGAGGUGGGGCUGAAGGGAAGGCCGGCGGAGCAGGUGACAGGAGAUGUCAUCAACCUGGGGCUGAAAGGAAAGGAGGGGAGGGCCAGGGUUGUCAACGUGGAGAUCGUCGAGGAGCCCGUGAGCUACGUGGGUGGUGAGAAGUCAGAGGAGCUGCCGACCCCAUUCGAAGUGGAGGAGGUUGACGACGUGUCUCCCGGCCCCAAGGGGCUCGUUGAGGAGGAGGAAAGUUACGGGGAGACCGAUGUCACAUUCUCUGUUCAUCAACAUGAGAGGACCGAGCAGCCCCGGGAGAACAUAGCUCACGUUGAAGAGGUGACAGAAGCAGGUGACUCGGAGGGAGAGCAGAGUUAUUUUGUGUCGACCCCAGAUGAGCACCCUGGGGGGCAUGAUGGGGACGAGGGCUCAGUGUACGGGCAGGUCCACAUUGAGGAAGAGUCCACCAUCAGGUACUCUUGGCAAGAUGAAAUCGUGCAGGGGACUUGGAGAAGAAGAAAGAGGGAUGAUGCACUGGGAGAGCAGGUUGUGAAGCCCCUGGAUGUUCCAGAACCCUCUCUGGAAGGGGACGUGGGUCCCACGCACUGGAUAGAACAAGUUAGCAGUGGUGAAUUUCAUGCUGAACCCACAGUCAUUGAAAAAGAAAUUAAAAUACCGCAUGAGUUGCACACCUCCAUUAAGGACGUCUUCUCCAAGGAGCCCCGGCACCAGCUGGUGGAGGUGAUCGGGCAGCUGGAGGAAACCCUUCCCGAGGGCGUGAAGGAGGAGCUGGCCGCCCUCACCAGGGAUGGGGAGGAUGAACCCGGCAGUGUUUCUGUCGACGUCAAGAAAGUCCAGACCCCGGGUGGUGAUUCUGUCACCUUAGUCGCUGAGGUCAACCUCUCGCAAACUGUGGAUGCUGACCAGUUAGACCUGGAGGAGCUGAGCAGAGAUGAAGCCAGUGAGAUUGAGAAGGCCGUGGAGUCCGUGGUGCGGGAUGGUUUGACCAAGCGUCAGGGCCAAGCAUCUGGAAGCCCAGACGGGGAAGAUGGAGCCGAGGCCCUGGCCACCGGUAGUCGCUUCAAGCGCUGGGCCACCAGGGAACUGUACAGCCCCUCUGGUGAAGGGGACGACACCAGCCAGGUCUCCUGCAGCACGGAACAGCUCACUUCCCAGGGCCCUGUGUCGGCCACCGUGGAAGUCAGCAGCCCAGGGGGCUUCGUCCAGUCGCAUGUGCUGGAGGACAUGAGCCAGUCUGUAAGGCACAUUAGACUAGGCCCCACUGAAAUCUGGAGGACUGAGCAAGUCUCCUACGAAGGACCCACUGCAGAGGUGGUGGAGGUAAGUGGGGAAGGCAACCUAAGUCAGGCAGUGAGCCCGGUCGGAGCCAGCUGGUCUGUGCGGCACGUUACGCUGGGUGCUAAUCAAAGUCAAGUGUCCCAAGAAGUCGUCUUCAGAGGCCCUGCCCCUGCAUGUCUGGAGGCAAGGGACACAGAAGAGCCUGGCCCGGCAGAGCUUUCCACAGAUACUGACAGAAGGGGGAGGCCCAGCACAUUUGGCUCCAAGCAGUUUCAUGCUGAAAAGGAAAUUAUAUUUCGGGGUCCCCUUUCUGGGGCAGGGAAUGGUGGUGAUAAUUUUGCAACAGAAAAGUCCCUGGGUACCCAGACUUCUGUAAGGCAUCUUCAGUUAGGUCCUAAGGAAGGGUUCAGUGAGCAAAUCCACUUCACAGCCCCCCUUUCAGAUGAACUGGAGUGGGGUGUCAGCGGAGAUUCUCUUCACACUGAAGAGUCACCAGGGAGCAGCACAUCUGUCAGGCACAUCAGCAUCGGGCCUCGGAGACAUGAAACCCCUGAGCAGAUAGUUUACCAUGUGCCAGUUCCUCAGCCUGUGGAGGGUAGCGACUCAGAAAGCGUUGUCCACACACAGGGCUCAGCAGAUGUGAUGCAGGCCGCUCGUAGUUAUGCCGUGGGUGGAAGAGUCCUCAUGACUGAAAAGAGCACCUUCCAAAGGGUCUAUUCUGAAUCUCCUCAGGAGGAUAGUGAAGGGGACACGCUGGGUGCAGAAGGAACACCAGGCAUUAGCAGAUCCCUUAGGCACAUUCAGCUAGGUCCCACAGAAACCAGAACCUCUGAGCACAGUGUUAUCUGUGGACCCGUGUCCAAAACGUUUGUGCUUGCUGCUUCAGCAGACUCCCCUGAGCUAGGAGGGUCAGUGGACAGCAGCAGAGUGCCAAGGCACAUUGCCCUGGGGCCCAAAGAAACUUCGUUUACCUUUCAGAUGGACGUGAGUAACAUAGAGGCGAUCCCCAGCUGGACACCAGAGGCAGGGACAGAGGCAGAAGCUCGCAGGGCCUCUGACCGUGGUGCCUGGAGAGAUGCUGACAGUAGGAAUGACCAGGCAGCUGGCGUGAGCUUUCAGGCCUCUGCUGGGGACGGACACCAGGCCCCUGGAGAAAAGGGCAUGCAGCAGGCCGACUUCGAUAAGACGGUGCAGCUGCAGAGGAUGGUAGACCAAAGGUCGGUGAUUUCUGAUGAGAAGAAAGUGGCCCUCCUGUACCUAGACAAGGAGGAGGAGGAGAGUGAUGGGCAUUGGUUUUGAUAAGCAGAUACAUUUUGUCUUAAAUGGCAUCUUGUUCAGUAACAUGCCAACAUACAAAGGCGUGCACUUAUUUCAAGGGGUGUGGGGAGGCUCACCAUUAAACCUCCCCUUUUAUGCUUUCUUUAAAGAGUACUCCAGGCAGUGUCAAUUUACUAUAAUCUGUAAAGGUUUCAAAUUAAUUCAUGCCUUAAAAGGCACUGGAAUUUUAUUUUUGAGUGGGAUCUUUUACAAAACACUUCUUUUUAGUCUUAAAGUUCCUUUUUCUGGAGUUUUCUCCUCACUUCUGGAGGUGAUUUCUACCAGUUUUGCACCUGUUCAUGGACGUGGCUUGUGUUUGUUUGAAACUAUAAUUAGUUAUCUAUAGGUGAGGUGCCUAAACAUUAACCAGAUGAAAGUAGUAUAUUUAAGAGUAGAUUUUGUUUGCAUGUGCUAAUAUGAAUUAAUAAACUAACAUGUUUAGGAAAAAAUAAAUAUUUUUCUCUUUCUAAAGUCUUUUCAAAAAGAAACCAUAGGAAAUAAGAAGACUGCUUAUGUUAAAAAAAAAAUCUGCUCAAUGAUUUCAUCUUUAGUACAAAGUUACUUACAGAGUUAAAUUCAAUUUAAGACGAAUGAAUUGCUUUCUGUGUGCAAACCUUUUAAAAAUAUAGUACUUUAUGGAGAGGACAGUUGUAGUCCAUUGCAGUAUUUCAAAUUAACAUACUUGCUGUGUUUGCACACGUUCCCUGCCCUGGAUCCACGGGUAGGGGAAAUGAUUAUUGGGAAUUGCUUACAGUACUGUUUUUUUUUUUUUUUUUUUUUUUUUUUUUUGCGGCACUAAGUCGUUGAGUAGCGCCCAAUCUGAAUAUUCUUUUUUGUUAUAACUUAAGUUCUGGAGUAGCUGGCUCCUAUCUGAGUAUAUAUACUUAAGCUCUUCUGCACCUUAGCCCUUAGCACCAAAACAUUUCAUUUCACUGGUGGGAGGUAGACCCUGAAGACAAUGAAGAGAGUGCUGAUGCUCAGACUCCAGCUGGACCGGCAAGUUGGUCAUGCCCAGGAAAGUGGGAAACACAAGGUGGACUGUGCCUCCCAAAGAAGCUGUUCUCAACCCACUCACGUGGUGGUAGGCUUUCUGAGCUCAAAGAAUGAAAGAUGAAAGUGACAACUACACGCCAAACUCACGGAUUUAUGCACUUUCAACAAAAACCAUACAGUGGGGUGUUUUGUCCGGGGAAACGAAUAAUACAACACAGUAAGUAGAGUAAGAUGGGAAGGAACAGAGUGCCUCCCCCGCAGCCCUGCACUGAGGCCCCCAGGACGGGCCCUGCAGGAUGACAAAGGCCCCACAGAGUGUGGACCUGCAGAUGUACAACACCUAGUUUAAGAUAUUAGGAUGAGUGCGUUCUGUUGAAUCCACUUUAUUUUACAAAAGCGUCUUGUUUUUAAAGCUUCCAUCUUUAAAGGUGGUGUAGCAUCACAUCAAGAUUGUAUCUCUAGCAGCACAGCGUUAUUUUAGUCCAGACUAGUUUCCUUCACAUUGUGUCUGAACUGUCCUUCCUGUAACGUGGUGUCACAGAACUGACUGUAGCACACUGAGGAAUGAGGAUUCGAGGUCAUGCUAUCCUUAGGGAGGUUAUGAUGUUGGGGCAGGAGUACGGCAUUGGAGGGCCUUCCCUCUGGGUUUCACAUAGUGGCCCUCAGACUCCCAAGGUGCAUGGCUCUUGGUCCUGGUAAUGGCUACAGCAGGUAGAUUAGGGAGAGUGAGUUUUCUUAGUUGAUAAGUGGAGGAGAAAUGCAGCAUAGCUUUCAAGAUGAUCUGUUUUAAAAACACUGUGAAUCAGGGUCUAAAGAAAAAGUUGAUUUGAAUUGCAGGUUUAAACCUUUGCUGUUCAUCUGCCAAAUGAACUAGUGAUUGUUAGACUGCAGGUGACUGCCAAGACUUGUCAUUUCUAAAACAGUCAAAGAUGUUCUGAUCUUACUUUAGCUGUAAUUUGUAAUGGUAUUCAUAUAAGUGAUUUAUUGGUCAAGCUGACAGCCUCCUCUUUGAUGGCAAGACAGACUGACGAUGAGGAGUCUGUUAGUCUAAGUGGCUUACUUUGAUGUCACUAUCCUAGCUCGUGACCUUGUAAAUGGAUGCUGAUGUGAACAGAUUAUUAGUGUCCCACUUCUAUUUACUUUUGGAAAAUAAAUGUCUUACAUCUUAAUUAUCAUCUCCAAGUUGUAAUGGAUGUCUUCAAGAAGUAUCUUACUAGAAGUAUUUACCAUGGAAUUGUAAACUGUGGUUGGUUAUUAAGUCUCUGGAUCACCAAGGAGCAGGGUGUGCCCUUGACGUUGGGACAGGUCACCCCAAAGCUCCGUGUUCUUUAAAAACAGUCAGUUUGGAGACAGAGAAAUCAACUUUGUGGUUGGACAGGGGGUGAACACAACCAGUCUUCCUUUUUAUUGUUGUUGAGAUAAAACAAUAUUCAUGUAAUGUUUUUCAACUUCCCAAUGGUUGCUUUGAUAUUAAGUUGUAUAUUUAGAAUGAAAUCAUCAAAGAAGCUGAUUUUGCUAACUUCCUGUUCCCAACAAAGGGAAAUGUCACAAGAAUGUGUAAAAAUAAAAAUCUGAGGGGGAAAAAACCAUAUUGUUCCUAAAGAGAAUGAAUUGUUUUCCAGUAGAUUUUGGUGUGGUUUCUUUUAAACUCUAAUUAAAAGCAUCUGUGUGUUUACAGUCA